CGAAGUGAUAUAAAGAGAUACAUGUUCUGUGAAUGGCGUAAAUCUGCUUGUCUGGUAGAAGUUAAUAUUGUAGAAGACAUCAAAUAAGGUAUGGGCAAUCUUUCGUCCGAAAAUAUUUGUGCAAACACGGUAGGUGUAUGCACGUGUUUAAUGUGAAAUGACAAUGACUUUCACUUUUGACUGCCAAACUACAUAACGUUAUGCCAAAGUUUGGGGUGGUUUUCAAAACUAGUAAUGUCUGAUGUUACAGUUUUGAAAUGUUGCUGUCAAUGUCAUUUUUAGACAUUUACUACCUCAUAAUUAAUUGCAACAAAUACUGUUCAGUAAUUGUUUAUUACCACAUAAUUGCAACAAAUUGUUGUAUCUCCUUGCUUUAAUAUGUACAUGUAGUUUUAAGGCCUGACUAGACCACAUUCAUAAAUGGCUGCCAUAUGAAAGUUUAUUCUAUUGGCAAAACGUCCAAAAGUCUGGUAUUUAGUCUUGAAAGCUACAUUUAUUAAAAGUCAGGAUUCGAAGCGACAAGAGGAGCGAUCCUGGCAAUGUGAUUAAUUGGUCAGCGAAAAAAUUGGCUUGGAAAGGUAGGAUCAGUUCCUACUUUUUUUACUGUUUGUGCAAACAAAUCGACAAGUGGAAAAUGGGCUUAACACACAGCUAGAGUUUUCAGACCAAUAUAUCGUGAUUAAAAUAUUGUUUGGAUAAGAUCCCAGUACAUUGACAAUGCACUUUAUAUGCACUGGCAAACUUUAUAUGUACCGGUACUGGCAAAGUGAUUUUAUUAUAACAAUUACCCAAAAUAACUUUCUUUCACAAGCUUCUUUGCAGUGGGGAUCUUUUUAAAUGGAUCUUUUAGUCCCUGAGAAAAUAAAGUGUAUGAUAUUAGCACAGUAGAUUAUGUACUAGCUUAGGCAUAAAAAAAACCCCUGUGGUUCCGGUUUCAUAUCGUGAAAAAAUUAGGGUCGGUAGGUUGGAAAUAAAUUUUUUUUUGAACAUUUUUUUCAUGGUUUUUGCGGUUUUUGCUGGGCGAUUUGCAGUAAGAGUCCCAACAUCAAUAUUAAACUAGAGAUGCGUAUUUCCUAUGGACGAAUUUAGGCAAUUUGGUUCAGUAAUUAGUGUGACAACAGAUGCCAUUUUGGCACGCUAUGUAUGAGCAGCCCACAACCACCUGGAGAAAAUAGGGUCGCAUGGUCAAUUGUGUUGAAAAAAUAAUAGGGUCGGCAGAAAAAAAUAGGGUCGGUCAGGAACAGGCGGAACCACAGGGUUUUUUUUUACGCCUUAUAUUUUGUAUAUAAUACAAAUUUGUAUACAUAUCACAAAUGUGGUCUUCCUUAAUUAUUUAAGUUAUUUUACUGUACUGAGUACUUUGUGUAAAAUUAAUGAAUCAAUUAAGCUGCAUCACUCAGCGUGCCCUAAUGUGACCUACUUUAAUUAUUAUUUUACUCUAGCUGUCAAAUGCCAGAUUACAGCAUUUUACUUAAGGCGUAAAAAAAAAUACCUACAUGGUUCCGGUUUCAUAUCGUGAAAAAAUUAGGGUCGGUAGGUCGGAAAUAAAGAUUUUUUUUGAAUAUUUUUUUCAUGGUUUUGGCGGUUUUUUGCUGGGCGAUUUGCAGUAGAGUCUCGACAUCAAUAUUAACUAGAGAUGCGUAUUUCCUAUGGACGAAUUUAGGCAAUUUGGUUCAAUAAUUAGUGUGACUACAGACGCCAUUUUGGCAGCAGCCCGCAACCACCUGGAGAAAAUAGGGUCGCACGGUCAAUCGCGUUGAAAAAAUAAUAGGGUCGGCAGAAAAAAAUAGGGUCGGUCGGGAACGGGAACCACAGGUAUUUUUUUUUUACGCCUAAUUGUCAAGCUGCCACUCAAUAGAUUAAUGUCUAACACCAGGUGAUGCUAUUUUCAAUAGUAACUUCUUGCAUAUUUUUGGAUAGUUGUUGCAGUUCUCCACUUGUUAAAUUAUAUUUUAUUAAUUCUCUAAAAUAACUCAUUAAUGUGCAAGACUCUCCCCUUGAUAUGAGCAAAAUUGUCUGGCAUUAGACAGAGUAAAAUUAUAAUAUUAAAAGUACUUGGGGACAUUGCUGUUCGAUGGGUUAACAGCUGGAGACAUUGGCAGAUACUGUAGUUUUGAUAACCCAUUGAUGAACAUUAGACUCUCCUCUUGACGAGUAAAACGUCUGGUGUUAGACGGGGUAAAAUAAUAAUGAGGUUGGCACACUUUAGCCCAUUGCUGAUUUAUGGAUUAAUAUUGACUAUGCACUAUAUACUCGGCCCCAUUGAAAGUAAAAUGGUCUGCCAUCAGAUUGAAUAAAAUAACAAAGUAAAGCAAAUAUUGUGGCUUAAUUAAUUAUUAAAUGUAGCCUAAUAAAAGCAUCUAAUAUUAUAAUAUUGGUUUCAUUUGCCAAUUAAAAUGUUUAACUUUGGACAAACCCCAAAUAUAUGACUUGUAGACAAAGAAUACUGACACAUAUACAGAGGUUAACUCAGCCAAGAACCUGUAACCGCAGCCGGGCCAUGAUUCGCUAUAAUGCAACGCUGUUCCCAUAUGUUCCUAGCCAGGGCACUCAACCUGAAUGUAUACUGUAAGCAAUUAAGCCGGCCAUUUUGAAUGUUUUCAGAGGGAUGAUGACCUUUUCUUAGUACACUGGCUAGGAACACGGCAACAGCAUUGCGAUUGCAAAUCAUGGCGUGAUACACUGACAUCCAAGGUGCUAACAAGAGAUGGACAUCUGUAUAAUAAUAUAUGUUUAUGUGCCUGCAUCUCUAGUGUACGUUGCAUAUGACAUGUGAGUACAGCGAGCCGAACGCCGAACAGGAUGGCUGUAGUGGUUUUAUUUGUUUAGUUUUGCCAACUAGGGCAGGGUCACCACAACAGCAUAUCUGCCAAUUACUUUGGGCCCUUUUACCUAACCCACCCAGUCAACGUUCCCUGUGGGAGGAAACCGGAGUACCCAGAGAAAACCCACGACUUUCGGCACUAGCGUUCACUUGACUUUUGCUCUUUUCACAUGAGGACUGGAUUCGAGUUGCAUUGGGAAAGUUCUUACUGACAUUUGAACCUGUGACCUUAAGAAGUGAUUGAAAGGCAAGUGCGCUAUAACCACUUUGCCACCGAAGCCCUAAACUACCACACAUCGUACCUGCAUGGGUACAGCACAGGUAUAACUAGCCCAACCAAGAAAAUUUCUAAUGAUACUCAGUGUUUGGAUAAAAUUCAUAAAAAUUAUCCAUCACCAUCAGAUAGAUAUAAUUAAAUAUAAUUUUAUGGUAUGAUUGGUAUCUAAUCUCUGAUCAUGUAGAGUGACCCAUAUUAAUUUUACAAGUCAUUUCCAGACCUGCCUGCAAAUUACUUGUAAUUUUAUACAAGUACACAGGAUAUGAACUUACAGUUUUAUUCAACGAAGGCGCAGCUUUGAUUUUCUUCAAAAGAGGCAACUGUUGAUUACGAUCUUUCCAUAGUUUUACUUUUUGCUCAUGACUGGACAGUCCUUUUGACUUGCCUCUCUGUUUUGAUCUAAAUUUUUUAACAAACUAUUAUCAUACUAGCCAUUUAAAUAGAUAAAAUCUAUGAAGCCAUAAACACUUUUGCAACCAAAUGUUCCUACCUUCGAUCAGAUGAGUUAUAAUCCAUCAAAUUAUAUAAAAGAUUCUUAAAAUUCUUGCAAUAUCAUAAAAUAGUCUGUAUUUUUAGUGCGACAGUAUAAACAAAUAUUGGCACGGAAAAAGAAUCGUCUAUCUUUGCAAAAAUAGCUUGAUCCAAAGAUGCGUUAAACGUGGCCAUUUUAUCCCAUAUAAUCUCGCCAUUGUCGAAAAGUUUACAGAAAAUUAUUGCGUUCAAAUAGUUUAAUCCUUCAGAUGAUUUGUCGAUUUCCAGACAACCAGACAGCUUUCUUGUUGCUAUGCGCACGGAACUUGCAAAGGUCAUCGAGUCACGAGCUUGUGUAAACACUGUAAUUAAUCACUAAUUUCUAAUUAUUAAUCCUUCAACAAUCACCAUGGUUCCAUAAAGGCCAAUUUUAAUACACUACACUACACUACACUAGCCUCCUCCGCAGGCAACUCUAUUGUUUUGUACUCUACUCUGUAUUUUUGGGCCUAAGACUAUUUCGCUCUUGAAGCUCGGCCAAAGUUUGAUUUCCAAAGUUUGAUAUUGACAAUACAGAGUUGCCUGUGGAGGAGGCUAGCACUACACAACGUUUGCCCAAAAAGUGUCGCGUGCAACCUGCUUUUGCAAAUACGUUUUUAAACUAUUCAAAUGAUGAAAGUUAUUGUUGUUUUUAAGCGUUUAUUAGCAAGUGGGAACGACCAACAUGACCGCCAUCUAUUCAAAUAGGGGUAUAAACCGCUGGAAUAUUAUUGGCUUCAAUUUUACUAAAAGAGAUGCAUUAUCUAGUGUAUAUAAGAUAUCUAUGCCUAAAAUGCUUAUCAUUGCCCUCGCUGCCGUCUACUUCAUCAGGGAUUAGGGACGGGUCAUUAUUUAUGGCAAGGGGUGGCACCGAAGAGAAAAGGGUUGGGUAAACAAAAUUUUGAGUGAGUAAAAGGUUGGGUAAAUGAAAAACAAAACAACUCAAGGGUUGGGUAAUAAUAAUUUCCAAAGCAUGACUCACUGAAAUAUUGGAGACUAAAAAGCAAUGUCAACAGUCAUAUGUCAAUACAAUAUGUGAAUCAAUCGGAGUCACUAUCUUGAUCACUGUUUUUCAAUUUGUUGGGAGACAAGUGGUGUCUCCAAAGAAAGUACAUGUGCAGGCAACAUGAAACUUUAGUCUGCAAAAAAUUCACAAUCCGUUAUCAAACUCGUGUCACAGAAGUGGCAAGGGACAUGUGUGACAACUGAAUGGUACUUUUUUGGCCAGGGGUGAGUAUUUAUUUUUUAAUUGAUAUUUGAGGUUGGGUAAUCAAAUUUUUUACUUUUUAAUGGUUGGGUCAGCAAAAUUUUUGCCAUGAAAAACAUUUCUCUUCGGUGCCACCCCCCACCAUAAAUAAUGACCUGUCCCUUAUUUUAAGGUGCAGUGAUAACCAAUAUGUGUAGUGAUAAAUGAGAUUUUGUGCAGUACUGAUUUUCUUUAAUAUUUAACUAAAACAGGUGAUAUAUAGAGAAUAAUACAUGGGUGCGCGGAAAUACCAGAUUUAUUUCGAGUGUUGAACAUGAUAUCUCAUGAGUGAGCGCAGCGAACGAGUGAGAUAUCAUGUUCAACACGAGAAAUAAAUCUGGUAUUUCCAAGCACCCAUGUAUUUUUCUGUUUAUUAUAUAAACAAAAUUCAGUGAAAACAAUAAAAUGUCCGUGGCAAUGCGUUUUUACAAUAAAUGAUAUUUUCACACGUAAAAAUAUCGUAUUUUUUACGUGUGUUUAAAUACGAUUUUUCUCAGUGGCCAAAAUCUCUAUAUAACACUUAUGUUUAUAUAAAUAUAUAAUAAAUUAAUUUUCGUGGAAUGAGUGCAUAAUUUGUCACAAAUUAUGUUUAACUGGUUCAAAAGCACGAUAGGCACAAAGAAGACACUAAUUAAUGCUGGUUUUCACACAUUUUAUAUCGAACUUUAUAUGGCCGAACUGAAUAACCUUAUAUAAUCUGGGGGGGGGGGGUAAAUAGGGGUAUACAAAUCCGCCGAUCCGCCCAAAUUUGAAGCAAAAUCCGCGAUCCGACACUGGAUCAGACAAUGUUCUUGUCUAAAUUUGAAUCUGCUAAAAGCUCUACUAUGAAGUCACAAUCCGAGAUCCGAACUAAAUUGCAAGCUACAUCCACAAUCCGAGCCAAAAUAUUAGAUAAAUCCGCAAUCCGCUGUAUUAAUAAGAUCCGCAAAUCCGUGUAAAAUAUUCGCCAGAUCCGAAAUCCGAACAAUUUUUUCUGUGAAAUCCGACGAUCCGAACUGACCUAUUCACCCUCCCCCCCCCCCCAUCUAGGGAGCUCGUCUGAGUCUGAUAUAAUAAAUUUCGGGUGUGACACGCAUGGCCAUUUUACAAAUUCGCCAAUAAAGGGUGUGCCAUGCAUGGCCAUUUCACAAAUUCCCUGGUGGAAAACCGGAUUUUUUAGAAAAGUCACGGGGUUGGUGAGGGAAGAACAGAAAAAAUCCAUACAAGCAAAAACUUUCUGAAACAAAAUGCACACAGCCAGAAGAAAAGCGAUAUAUCACAACACGCGAAAACAAACAUGCUGUGCACCACGCAAACUGAAAAAGGAAAUCGAUGGCAAUGCAUGGCGGAAACGUCUUUUGCUCAACAUGUGCUGCUCCACCUUUGAAUUUUCUAUAUGAGUAAAUUCUUAAACACGUCCGAAUUUUAUAUAAAUUCGCGGCACAUUUUGAAUUUAUCAAUAGAGUUAAUCAUAAAACCACAAUCAUUGCACAAGGUUCCUUGCAUGUUAUAAAUGUAAUGGCACUAAAAGGGAGGCCGGCCGCGAAGGGGUGGGGAGCUUUCCAAGUUUUUUAAAGAAAUAGUUUUUAAAAAAAGUUUUAAAAGAGUUUUAAAAAGCAAGAAAAUUUUAAAAAGUUAGAUUUUUAAAAAAGCUAAAAAAUUUUAAAAAGUUUAAAAAAUUAGGAUUAGGGGUUAUGUUAGUGGUUAGGGGUUAGUGGUUAGGUUUGGGGUUAGGGUUAGUGUUAGGUGCCGCGAAUUUAUUAUUAUGAUAAAUUCAAAAUUUGCCGCGAAUUUAUCAUAAUGAUAAGUUCGGACGUGUUUAAGAAUUUACUCAUAUAGUAAAUUCAAAGGUGGAGCUCAUGCUGCUUUUGCUCCUCUGUUUGGGGGCAAAGCCUCAUAAAUUUCCGACAAAACUUUCAAAUUUCCGACAAAGCCCCCCCCCCCUCCCCCUCAUUUGCACUCGAAAAGACUGUUUUUAGCCCUCUUUUAGGUCAUAAUUUCGGAAAAUUUGUCAAUUUUCCGUGAAGUUCCGCCACUAGUCCUGACACGGAAAACAUGUAAAUUCCGCUUAUAUAGAAUAGUUUUUGGUGAACUAUAUUCAAACUUAUCAUGUUUACCACGGCAAUCGUUUUAUUGUUUACAGAAUUGCCUUCACAACUUACAGUAUUUGACACAGAUUAUAUUCUUGAGUAUUGUGCCCCAAUGGCAAUGCACCCUACGUUAUUAUUUUAAUGUCUCAUACCAGCCGAUUUUGCUUGUCAAGGGGAGAGUGCUGCCGCUCUCGUUUUCUCGGUUUUUUCGAAUUCGUUUGUAUUGUAGAUAGGUGGCUCAGUUUUGAAGUUUUUGUUAGUAUAAUGACCCCAUCUCAGGAUUUUAUAGAACGAGACACAGUAAAAUGCGGUGCCCUACAAAGUAAAACUUCCGGCGUUUCCGCCUACAUUCUUCUGUCAACCGCCAGUUGGUCCGUACGCUAGGAUUAAAGUGCGCUUUCAAACGAUCAAAAUAAAAUGUUUGGGGCUUUUGGGCUCAAAAUACUAUCAAAAUGAAGAGAGAAGUGAGACGAGUCCACUGGUAUACGGCCGAGAAAGAGAACGGACUGCGAGUGUUUUGAAUGGCUUAAAAAAUAUAUAAAACGACCCAUCUUAUGAGUUCAUUGGCGAAAUAAUUUUAAAAGUCAACGUUGUCUAAGCCCAGAAAAUCAAGAACAAAAUUUAUGUAAAUAAACAUGAUUUUUAUCACGUGUAAAACCUUGUCUUUUCAUCAUGAAUUAUUAAUUAAAGAGUUUUUAAGUUUGGUUAAUUUACUCAUGAGUUUGAAUAUUGGUACAACACCAUAUCUAACAUCUGUUUUCUUAUAUUUCUCAAGAUGCUUAUUAUAAGCUUAUAAACAGCUUUAAAUUCUUGAUGUGAAUAGAAAAUGGCGUCGUACGACACUGGUUAUGAAGACGAACUAUUUCAACAUCCAGUCGGCCCGAGCUUUCAUUGCGGUAUUUGUUAUAAUGUUGUUAAAAAGCCCGUUAUGUGUCGUCAUAAUGAGCAUCUGUUCUGCCGAGCUUGUAUCACCAGACAUCUCAUGAAUUCCCAGACAUGCCCUUCGUGUGCGGAACCACUCACCGUCAACACUUUGAGCCAACCAUCGCGGACCGUAAUGAAUUUACUGUCGGAAUUGAAAAUUCAUUGCAAAUUCUUUAACCGUGGUUGUGAAAAGUUUAUCGAGUUAGGAAGUCUGGACAGGCAUGUCACAGACUGUGGGUUUGCCCCGGCAGUCUGCUCUAACGAAGGUUGUCGACUUGAAAUUAAUAAACAAGAUUUGCCGCACCAUGAAACAGUUGUGUGUCAACUACGCAGAGUUCAGUGUUACAGCUGUAAUGACAUACGACAGGAGAUGGAUGUCGUGAAAGUUAAUUUGGCCGCAAUGAGUGUAAAGUUGAAGGAAGUUGAUGAAAAGUUGGAUAUAAAUCAGAUAAACGUCAAAGCAGUGGAAGCAAAUGUGGUUGCAAAAGUUCAAGAGCAACUUAACAAGCAGGAAGAAAGCAAUCGUCAGCUUCAGGCAGACAAUGUAGAAAUGAAGAAAAGUUUAAACGAAAUGACAAAACUACUGGGAAGAAUGACGCAACAAACACCGCAUGAAGUUCAGACUGAGCAAGAGCAUGAAAAGAAAGGAACUGCAGAAGCUGAUGGAAUGGAAAGAGAGCCGAAGGUUGUUGUCGCUGGGGGCGUUGCCGUUGGUGGCGUAACUUUGAAUUCUGUGGAAAUGUUCAGUCUCUCAAAGUCAACGUGGGAACCACUACAAUCAAUGAAAGAGCGCCGUCAAGUGGCAUCUUCAGUUGUUUACAACGAUCAAGUUUUUGUCACUGGAGGUUAUUGUGACGGUCGUGCGAUCAAGUCAAUGGAGAAAUUAUCAAUGAAUGCUGUUGAAGUUGACCAGUCCAUAACUUGGGAAAACGUUCGUGCUGAGCUACCUGGGCGAAUGUGGGGACACUGCAAUGUAGUUUGUAAUGGGCAGUUGAUAGUGAUUGGAGGUUCUGAUGUUGAUAAACGUGGAUAUUCUGAUAGUAUUACUGAGGUUUCCCUUUUUCCACCUUCCAGUAAGGUGCUGGCUACCAUGCCACAAACAAGGUGGGUACAUUGUCUUGUAUUGUUUGGUGGUAAGAUAUUAAUUCUUGGAGGGCGAAAAGAUUCGAAGUAUAGCACAAAUCUUAAAAGUGUUUUGUUGUAUGGUAUUGCUAAGAACGAAUGUAAGGAGUUGGCACCGCUGCCUUACCCCGUGAGUGAAAUGGCCGCAGUCAAGUGGGGUGAUGAUAAUGUUAUUAUAAUGGGUGGAGUUGACAUUUAUAAUAAACCAUUGAACAAAGUGUUAAUAUACAACAUUAAGUCCCAGAAUAGUUCCGUGUUACCAGACAUGAAGUAUAAGAGGAAAGGAUGUGUGGCUGCAGUUGUCAGAGACACUGUGAUUGUCAUGGGAGGCGUAGAUGAAAGAGGAAAUUAUUUAAAGUCCGUAGAAAGUUUUAGGUUUGAUCGCUUCACCUGGGAAGAACUUCCAGAAAUGAAGGAAGCAAGAUACCUCGGUACCGCAGUUGUAUGUUAAUCAUGCAUGUACUGUAUAUAAUUACAGUAAAAUCCCGCGUAUUAAGUUGUAUUUCGUGACUCUAAUGUCUGCACUCUAUAAAAAUAAGAUUCAAGCACACAUAGCUAUUUGACUAGAAACUUUUUCAAAUUUCAGUCUGAAUUCGGUUUCUGAUAAAAAAAAAAUGGGUGUCUAAAUGGCAAGUUUCAGGCUGUAGGUUCUAAAUCUGCUAGGUUCUUAUAUAUGCGAGAUUUUACUCUAUUAACACUGAAUCCAUCUUCAUUUGUAAACAUGUAUCAAUAAUAUCUGUUUUCCGGGCACAUGGGAAUGAUCUAAAUUUGACAAUUAGUUCUCGGAAUAAUUUUAGAAACGCUUGAAACAAGAUAACGGACAAGGUUACUGCAGUUGAAUGUAAAUAAUGUAUUAAAAUAUAUUUUAGUUUUUGCUCGAAAUUUCCAUGUACAAACACAGUUCAAUAUUUGAUAACAAUGCUAUCUUGUGAUAACUUGCAUAUCGUAUGUAUCCA
Paramuricea clavata is the source of this 9928-nucleotide messenger RNA. The record is from the annotation of a GenBank genome assembly. Lineage: Eukaryota; Metazoa; Cnidaria; Anthozoa; Malacalcyonacea; Plexauridae.